CGGGAUAAAGAAUUCCAUCAGAUACACCUGCCACUUUGCAUCGCGAUGUGCCAUGACGUCGUCGACGCGCGGACGCUGCAAAGCCUGUCGCUUCCGCCGCUGUGAGGAGGAGGGAAUGAGCGUCGACGCAAUGGGUCUGAAAGGCAAGCGAAAUAUUUCAUCAAAGAACUCUUCAAGAAAAUCUGACGUAUUCACAUCCGGAAUAUCACCCAUGCCCGAAAACUCUGAAAUAAGCCGGAUAUGCCCGGUGUCCAGCACAAAUUGUGCUGCCUCCCUGGAACUGGAACCGCCAUCCCUGUGGAGGGAGCCAGCGCUUACCGAUCAGGAUUUAACGACAAAGGAUGCACCUGGUCCGGCGGAACUGCUAUGGUUGGAAGAGCUAGAGGAUAUCCAGCGCAGCCGGGCCGGUAUAGUAACAUCUGGCAAAAGAGAAUCGUCGCCCUUUCCUGAGAAGAGUAUCAUCCUCUGGUCGGAUGCUAACAGCGCUGGGGUGGACCAAAUGGACCACAUCAGAGAUAUCUGGGCCGACCGGUUAUCGAGCAAUACGCAUCUCGCUUUAGAUGGUCUCAGUCCGCACACGAUCUCGGCGCUUAGCGUAGAGGAGCUCGUCCAGUCGGGAUAUCGUCUGCAGAGUCCGCUGUUUAUGCACAAGUAUGUCGGUGCGGUGUGCCGGCGCAACGUUCUGCUGCAGGUCACCUUCGAAAACGUACAGCGCAUCGUUCGUGAUUCGCUGUGUGGACUGUGCGAUCGUUAUUUGGGUCAAAAGGAACAAGCCCAAAUUCUUCAUUACUCUGCGCCUGAUUUCGGCGCAGCGGUUCGGGACGAAAUUGCCUUCUGGACGGCGAUCAUAAAACGAUGCGCUAUGGCUAUUCCAGGCUUUACUGAUCUCACUGAUGAAGCUCAGCAGAUUCGCGUAGCAGAAAAAUACUCGGUGUUUUGGGUGAUGUUUUAUUUGGACGCCCUGUCCAAAAAAGACCCCGACCAGCGACUAUUGGUGUUCCUCCACAAAGAAGAUACAUCGAAGGCGUAUUAUCUCGACUGGGUAUGCGAAGCCGACUACGUGGACUUUGUGGUGCAGUUAUCCGUCCGCAUUGAAGCGCUGCAGUUAAAUAUCGUGGAGAAGUUCCUGCUGUUUGCUGUUUUACUGUUCGAACCCGCCGCGGCGCCGGGGAAAGAUGAAGGGCUGUUGGCCGUUCUGCACCAAUAUUACAUGGACGUCCUGACGUAUGUCACGAGCAAUCGCCCCGGUGACAAGAAUAUCAUGUCCCGCAUCGAGCAACUGUGGCCAGUAUUUCGCCUAUACCAAGAGAUAAAUCAGCGGUACGUACUGCAACUGGAUUCCGGUGCAAUGCCCAUGACGCUGCGUAGUGGUCAGCGUUUCCGCGAUGUGCUGUCAAUCAUUCCACCCGCAGAACAAUCAAUGGAGUGUUGACUACCUGACUAGAACAGGACUGCAUUAUCUCAUCGUCUUUUUUUAAAUAAACAUGCUGGCUUUAAAAUCCUAGAGUAAUUUUUUAGACUGGAGAUGAUAGGCAGUAUUAACAUUAGAGAUGCUUGGUAUAUUUUCUUGACUUUAAGUAACUUAUCUUUCCCUAGGUAUUGAUUACGGUACUAGUCACGGUACGAAAUGAUCAUAAAGGUUGCA
Molecule: messenger RNA, 1645 nt
Organism: Paramacrobiotus metropolitanus
Lineage: Eukaryota; Metazoa; Tardigrada; Eutardigrada; Parachela; Macrobiotidae
Exons: 7
Coding region: 53-1432 (459 amino acids)
Biological process (GO): negative regulation of transcription by RNA polymerase II; cell differentiation; positive regulation of transcription by RNA polymerase II
Molecular function (GO): nuclear receptor activity; RNA polymerase II cis-regulatory region sequence-specific DNA binding
Source: RefSeq, a predicted model, not a curated record